Molecule: messenger RNA, 1753 nt
Organism: Spinacia oleracea (spinach)
Lineage: Eukaryota; Viridiplantae; Streptophyta; Magnoliopsida; Caryophyllales; Amaranthaceae
Product: ENHANCER OF AG-4 protein 2-like
Exons: 4
Coding region: 215-1753 (512 amino acids)
Biological process (GO): regulation of gene expression
Cellular component (GO): nucleus
Molecular function (GO): sequence-specific DNA binding
Source: RefSeq, a predicted model, not a curated record
GAGCACUUGAGUACCAAACCAAAGAGAGAGAAAGAUCGAAAUUCGCUGGGAUUUGUGUAAAACAACUCGCAAUAGUUAGUCGAAGUAAAUCCCCACGAAAAGAUCGACAAUUUGGUCCAAAAAUCUGCAGUUUUCGCGAGUCCUACAAAAGUGGGUGCAAGGAGAGCAAAGGACUGGAAUUUGUGGCUUCAACUUCAUCAAAAUUGUGUCAAGGAUGGUCGCAAUUUGGUUGUUAUGUCAUUAUAAUGAUCGGAAUUUUGAUGUGAGGGUACAAGAUACUGAUGAAACGAACUACAUGGAUUUGGUUGAUGACUUGUUUGAUGAUUCUAUUAAGCAAGAUGUUCUGAUUCCCGAUUUAUUUAGAUUGUUUUAUGUUAAUCCUAGUACGAAUAAAAGAGUAGAAUUGUUGAAUGAUGUUGGUUUGAUGGGCAUGUGGGGUUUAUUUAAGCGCACAGAUACUGUGAAAAUAUGGAUAGAGAAGGCAAAUGAGAAGGAAACUUCAAUCCAAUUUAGGACUGCAGUUAAGAAAAGGAAGGAUAGGAAGGAAAGGAAGGCUGCAGAACUUAGAAGGAAAGCUGAGGAGUUUGAGAGGGAGAGGGAAGAGGAAAGGAGAAGGUUAGAAAGGGAGGCUGAGAUUCAAAGGGAUUUGGAGGAGCAAUUGGCAAACACAGUGGCAGUUGAGGUGCCUGUGUAUGAUGUUGAGGAUUUAAGCGUAGAGUACGUACGUGUUUACAGCUCACAACAUGCUGACUGCUUUUCCCCGGGAGGUUCCCAACCACCAAAUACACAAAAAGAGCCUUCACCACCACCAAGAGAGCCCUCACCACCACCAAAUAAUCCAUCACCACCACCAAGAAGUCCCUCACCACCACCAAAUAAUCCAUCACCACCACCAAGAAGUCCCUCACCACCACCAACCUCACCACAGACACAACCACAGCAACAACAACAACAGACAGAACAUCAGCAACAACAACAAAUAGAACAUCAACAACAACAACAAACAGAACAACAGCAACACCAACCCACAGAACAGCAGCAACAACAUCAAACAGAACACCAGCCAGAUCAGACACCCCCUCCUAACAGGGCUGAGUUAAACAAAGGGAGGGGUUUCAGAAUUUCCAGAAGUCAUGCUAAGAAGACGGGUGAGUUUGUUCCUAAGAAGAGGGGGGGAAGGCCUGCUGGUUCAAGGGUGAGGAAACCCACUGCAUACAAUGUGGAGGAAGAGGAGCAAUGGGAUGAUGAGAGUGAUGAUGAAAAUUUUGAGGAGAGUGAGAGUGAUAGUUGGUUCUGCUUGUUGUUGGUGCUCCUGUUGCAGUGUUCUGGUUGUGCAGGUGGGGGUUUGGGGUGGACUGUUUGUGCAGUUGGGGGGGAUUGGGGUUUAGGGCAGUGUGGUGUUGUUGUUGGGCGUCAUGACCAACUCUUGCAUCUUAGUCUGUCUUCUGAUGUUUACAGGCGUCAUGGCCAACUGUUGUAUCCUAGUUUGUCGUCUGAUGUUUAUAGGCGUCAUGACCAACGGUUGUAUCUUAGUCUGUCGUCUUAUGCUCACAUGCAUCAUGGCCAACCGUCGUAUAUUAAUCUGUCGUCUGAUGUUGUUUACAGGCGUCAUGGCCAACUAUUGUAUCUUAGUCUGUCUGAUGUUUUUACAUGUGUCAUGGCCAACUGUCGUGUCUUAGUCUGUUGUCUGAUGUUUACAGGCGUGCCUCUAUUGUCACUGUUGUGCGACAUCUAUCGUAUGAAGGCGAUAUAA